Messenger RNA from Phaedon cochleariae (mustard beetle), 432 nucleotides. The record is from the annotation of a GenBank genome assembly. NCBI's taxonomy places the organism in Eukaryota, Metazoa, Arthropoda, Insecta, Coleoptera, Chrysomelidae.
AUGACUGCUCCUAUGGAACGAAUACAAGUUCUAGAUUCUAUUGAAAAAGAUAUAAUAACAUGUUUACACAGUGCAGGCCAAGUCUUUGUGGAGCUCAGCAAAGAAAAAACAAGCCUCAAGCAAGCCGAAAAUCAUACCCAAAUGUUUCUGAAAACCCUCAGUACAGUUGAAACGAAGCUGAGUGAUCAGAUAACAUAUCUCACACAAGUAUCAACGGGUCAGCCACAUGAAGGGUCUGGAUAUGCAUCUCAAAAAGUACUUCAGAUGGCUUGGCAUAGGCUGGAGCAUGCUAGGUCUAGGGUGAAUGAGUUGGAAAGGUAUAAAGUUAAACAUGUUCAAGGUAGGACUGCUCAUAGAAGUCUACCACAAUCUGGAAGUGGACAGAUGGUUAAUGUUGCUGGUUCCAAUAUGUCCACAGGACCUGCUACAUGA